Messenger RNA from Blastomyces gilchristii SLH14081, 1832 nucleotides. RefSeq lists its product as uncharacterized. The transcript has a single exon. Lineage: Eukaryota; Fungi; Ascomycota; Eurotiomycetes; Onygenales; Ajellomycetaceae. Gene Ontology annotation, biological process: regulation of cell cycle. Gene Ontology annotation, cellular component: nucleus. Bases 71 to 1282 code for a protein of 403 amino acids. The record is from RefSeq and is a predicted model, not a curated record.
GAAAAUACAAUUCUCCUCCUUUUGUUUACUCUCCUCAGCCAGCACCGCAAACACAGACAAACGUGAAAAAAUGCCUCCAACCCUUUCCGGUAUCCUGGAAGCAACCCUCAUUAUCACUGACCAAUUCCAUUCAACACUCUCAAUCUCACUACCCCAAUCGGAAUCCCAGCCCAGCAACGUCAACAGCAACAACCCCGCCCCGCUGCCCCUCCCUCUCCUCUCCGCCUCCGCCGCAGCCCUGAAAGCUCAAACAACAAAACUAUCUCUCCUAGCCGUAAAUACCCCUUUCACUCCCUCAGCGCUUAUAACUGUUCUCUCAACCGUAAACGAAUCCAUACUCCCUUCCCUUGUCACAGCUGCCCUUCUCGCGGUACCGACAGAAUACACACAGGCAUUCCACGCUGAGGCGAAAUUGCUAGUUAAAGAUGCGUUGAAGGAGUUUGGAAAUUUGGUUGGGGUUGUCAAGGUGAUUGCGGAUAGCGGUGGGAGUGGUGAUGAGGGGAAGGGAGUGACGGUGACGGAGCAGCAGAAGGGGGAAGUCAUGUCGUGUACUGGGCGGUUGUGGAAGACGUGUGAGCAGUUGGUGUCGUUUGCGGAGGGUGGGGUUGUGGGGUUUGUGGCGGGGAAGGCGAGGCAGUAUCUUGAGCUAGUUAAGGAUGGGAUAAGGGAGCUGGAAGAGUGGGACCCGGAAGAGGAGGAUGAUGAUGACGAAGAUGGUCUCUUUUGGGAUGACGGUGAUGAGCUUGGGGGUAAGGCGAAGGAGAAGAAGGAAAAGGACAAAGCUAGCGACGAAAGUAACGAUGACGAAGAAACCACCAGCUCCAUCGCAAACCUCCAGUCUGAAAAAUCAAAUCUCCUCCGCCUCCUCAACCCAAUCGCCCAGAUAUAUCCAGCCAUAAUAUCCCACCGUCUAAAAUCGAAAACCUCCUCGUCUUCCUCAACAUCCAAUGACCGAAAACAGAACUACCAACCAAACUCCAUCCUCUCCUCAGCUCAAAUCUCCCAAGUCAACCUCCUUCUCCAGCGUUUAAAGGAACUGCCCAACCUCGUCGACGAGGCCGCUGGCUCUCUGUAUGAUCACGACAUCGACAAUGUGACCAUGUAUACCAAGCAACUCUACAAAUGUGCCUUUUCAGCGGCGGAGGUGGCACGGUCGCCGUUCAUUAAGAGUGUCAAUGGCGAAACGGAGAUUGCGGGUGAGGAGGACAAGUUUCCGAAAUGGGCAGACACGUGGAUGAGGGUUAUUGACGGGAUUACGAGGUCGAAGGCGGAGGGGUCAUAGAGAUUAUUGCUGCGGCGGCCGUCGUCCAUGAACGCAUGGAUGCCCCUGUGGGAAGAAGAUUGGGUAAAUGUAGGUGAUAGAUACUUUAUAUUUCGUUGGGGUUAUUGUAUAUGUCUUACCCUUGAAAAUUGGGAUGGAUUUCGCUGCAGAUUAUAUUAUUUAUAUACCCAGGUAGCUAUGUGGUUAAGUUCUACGAGAAAAACACGUGGGCAUGGCGAUUUUGGUCUCAUUAACCAGAGAGUACAUGAAACAAUAUCUGUUCAGUUUAUUUACACAUAAGAAUUCUAUUUAAUCUGAUUAUUUUCAUCUGGUUUGUACCUUUUAUAUACACAGGCAUAUGGAGGACACGGGAUUAUAUAUAUGAGUAAACAGAGAAACGAAAACGAAAAGGAAGAAUGGAGCAAAGUUAGUCGAUUCAGGGGGAAAAUGCCGAUUCAAAGAGAAAGGGACGUGCAGAAAGGAAAAGGCAAAAAAAAAAAAAAAAAAAAAAAAAAUGCAAAACGAAUGAAGAAGGAAAAAAAAAAGCACCCAAAAGAGGAAGAAAUCUAAG